Messenger RNA from Cloeon dipterum, 1578 nucleotides. Its product is annotated as cell adhesion molecule 4-like. The record is from RefSeq and is a predicted model, not a curated record. The transcript has 6 exons. The coding region runs from base 140 to 958 and encodes 272 amino acids. NCBI's taxonomy places the organism in Eukaryota, Metazoa, Arthropoda, Insecta, Ephemeroptera, Baetidae.
CCCUUCCCUCGCCCGGUGGGUCGGAAGCAGUCGCUCGCGCCCUGGCAGCUUCAGUUCGAAACCACCCUCGGCUGGCGGAACAUGUUGCACCACCGUCGCUGUUAAGCCCUCACUCGCCUGCAUCUCUAUUCCCGCGAGCAUGGAGCUGCGACUCGCCACCGUGGUCGCUUUGUGCCUCUUCAUCGCUAAGGGUACUUUCGGAUUGCAUUUUAUCAACGUGAGCGUGCCCAGGUAUGCGGAGCUGCACGAGACGCUGACCAUGAGUUGCCACUUUGAGCUGGGUGAUGCUCGCCUCUAUUCGGUAAAGUGGUACAAAGACGACUACGAGUUUUUCAGCUACAGCCCUGUUCUCAACUCAAAGAACUUUGCUCUGCCGGGAAUUAAAAUUGACAUGUCCCGGUCCGACAUGAACACAGUGACCCUGUUGGACCUGCAGUUCAGCAGCUCGGGCACCUAUCGGUGUGAAGUGUCGACGGAAGGACCGAAUUUCGAGACAUUGUUCUCCAACGAGAACGUGACAGUCAGAGCCCUGCCGGCGAGCGAGCCAAUAAUCACUGGUCUGCAACCAGCCUACUCUCCAGGGGACAUAAUCGAAGCCAACUGUUCCAGUCCCAAGUCGAAACCGCAAGCCAUUAUGGCUUGGUAUUUAAAUGGAAAGACGGUUGAUCGCUAUUCUCUGGUGUACUACGCGUCUUCCGAGGACGAGGAAGGUCUAAGCGAGUCAGUGCUGGGACUGAGCGCACGGGCAGAAGUCACCCUCUUCCCCGGGGGCGGCCCACUCGAAUUGAGGUGCACGGCCACCGUGCAAGAACGCACCUGGUCCAAGACGGCAACGGCCCUGCUCGCCAGACUCAACAACCAGAAACUGGCCCAGGACGACUUUACAAAUCAAUCUGGCAGGGCGUGUGUCAGUCUAUUGCUGCUGUUGACAUCCAUGCUGCUCAACUAUGGCUGGUGACCUUUUCAGCCAGCAAUGAUUUGUUUCUCUCCUUGAAAAUUCAUUUCAUAAGGUGUUUAAAUUAUAAAAAGCAAAAGGUUAAAAAGACACUGUAAAUAUAUUGAUGUCUCCCGAAUAAAAUUUGCAACCCCUGAAUGCCCAUAUUAUACUCUACAGUCGCCCCCCUUUGUGUGCCAAAUUUUUAUGUUUUGAUGUCACGACACUUGCAUUCCCAGAGGGCAGAAUAAAUUGGGGAAGUUGUGUUACCUUCUAAACCAAAUUUGAGAGACAUAUUCACAGUAUGUGUUGAUAAAAGCACCAAAAUUGGGAAUACAUUAAGUAAAAUGAAUGUGCUAAGAAGAAUACAAAAGCUCAAAAAUUGUCUCCUGUUAUUUACCUUUACUGUGUAUAACAAACAUAGAUUUCAUUGGUUAAUAUGACAAUCGUAACACUUUCUAUGAUUUUAAAUUUUAAUUUCAAAUUGCGAUUGAUUUCAAAACAAAGGAAAGGUUUGUGCCAAAAAGAAAAUUGUUUGUAUUUAUACCACACAUAUUACAUGAGGUAACAGUAGAAAAAUGUGAGGAAGUUUUUCUUAAAAAUAAACCUGCCGAGAUGUCAUAAUAAAAGCGCAAACAGAAUCA